AUGGCGGAUGCCGUUGGCGCCAAAGUUCGCGCUCCCCUGGCCGAGACCACGAACCGCAUCAACUCUCCCUUCCCCGCCAACGAGCAGCAGACCGGCAAGGCUCGAUACGACCACGCCGAAGCCUCUCAGUCGCAGGCGGCUCGCCAUGUCGCCGCCAAUUCCAAGGCUGCGACGUCCAACGUUCAGCAAGUCGCCGCCAACGCGUCUGCGUCGGCUGUCCUCGCGCCGCCACCGCCCGCCGCCGACGGCAAGCGACUUUCUCAGGCCUCGUAUGCGUCGACGUCAAGCAGCCGAAUCAAGAAGAACUACAAGACGCACAUUGGGCCGUGGCAGCUCGGACGUACCCUGGGCAAGGGCUCGUCAGCUCGCGUUCGACUAUGCCGUCACAGCAUCACGAAUCAGCUCGCAGCUGUGAAAAUCGUCAAUCGCCGCAUGGCCUACCUGGUUCAAGACAGCAGCCUGGCUGCCCUCAGCAAAUGGGACAGCAAUCUUCCCGACAAGAUCAACGGCGAAAUGCGCGUGCCCAUGGCCAUUGAGCGCGAGGUGGCCAUUCUGAAGCUUAUUGAACACCCCAAUAUCAUGAAGCUCUAUGACAUUUGGGAGAACCGCUCGGAAAUGUGCGGCGACCUCUUCACCUUCAUCAACUCCAAGGGCCGACUGUCGGAGGAGGUGUCCAUGUACUUUUUCCGUCAAAUGAUCAGCGCCAUCACCUACUGUCACUCCUUCAACGUGUGCCACCGCGACCUGAAGCCCGAGAACAUUCUCAUCACAGCCGACUUGCAGAUUAAGAUUGCCGACUUCGGCAUGGCUGCUCUCCACCAGACGGCUAAUCACCAGCUUGCAACGGCUUGCGGAAGCCCUCACUACGCCGCCCCAGAGCUUCUCAAGAACCGGCAAUACCGCGGCGAUCGUGCCGAUAUCUGGAGUCUUGGGGUCAUCUUGUACGCCAUGCUUUCCGCCACGCUCCCUUUCGACGACCCAGACCUUCGCGUCAUGAUGGCCAAAACCAAAAAGGGAAAUUAUGAGAUGCCGAAAUGCCUCAGCCCCGAGGCUGAGGACCUCAUCAAACGUAUGCUCCAAGUCAAUCCGGAUCGUCGCAUUUCUCUCAAGGAAAUCUGGCGCCAUCCCGUGGUCCAGAAAUACAGCUAUCUCGAUGAUUUUGGCGACAACAGCGGGCAGUUGCCCGACACGCGCAAAGGGUUUCAGUACACGCCGGUGCCGUCACAGGAAAUCGAUCCCCAGCUGCUCCGGCAGCUACGCUCCAUGUGGCACAUGUUCACCGAACAGGACCUGACGUUCAAGCUUUUGUGCGAAGAGCCCAAUGACCAAAAGGCCUUCUACUGGUUGCUUUACAACUAUCGGGACAAACAGUUGGAGGACUUUAAGCCAGAAAUUGCGCGCUCCAUGAGCGACUACCAUCACCUCAAGCCUGCGAUUUGGAAGAAGCGAGUGUCGACCUGCCAAUUUGCGCAGCCGCGAGCUAACGGACAUGGCCGAUCCGUCUCUCGCUUCACAGUCAUCUCUAACGCUGCCGACACCGAGACCGACACGGACAAGAGCUAUGACCCCUACAGAGGCAGCCGCAUGCUCCAGAAUUGCGACCCCGAAGUCAGCCACGCCAAGAUUGUCAUUCACCGCGACGCCCAGGGCAGCCCAAACGUGUCGCAGACUGCGAGACAUCGCAGCAGCUCCGCCGCUCGACGUGGUCCAGCAAGCUCAGUCCGGACGUCCAUGACUGCCAGACAGUCGUCGAGAGGCUCCUUAGCAUCUCUCCGCAGCAGCAGGCAGGGUGUGCCUCACGUUUCAGCACCAGGCCAGCGACAUAAACGAGGAGUCGACUUCACCCACAUACGAAAGCGAUCCUCCUCUGUCGGGCCGGCUUCCAAGACAGGUUCCACAGGUCUUGGCCUCGCCGCUGGAAUUGGCUCGGUGCCCCGACUCGAAUCUGGCCGGCCGACCACGCCAGAGAUGCCAAGCUAG
Molecule: messenger RNA, 1980 nt
Organism: Ilex paraguariensis (yerba mate)
Lineage: Eukaryota; Viridiplantae; Streptophyta; Magnoliopsida; Aquifoliales; Aquifoliaceae
Source: the annotation of a GenBank genome assembly